This is a messenger RNA of Acanthisitta chloris (rifleman), 961 nucleotides long. RefSeq names its product apoptosis, caspase activation inhibitor (gene AVEN). Gene Ontology annotation, biological process: negative regulation of G2/M transition of mitotic cell cycle. The annotation marks the transcript as partial. The transcript is spliced from 6 exons. NCBI's taxonomy places the organism in Eukaryota, Metazoa, Chordata, Aves, Passeriformes, Acanthisittidae. The record is from RefSeq and is a predicted model, not a curated record.
GGUGAGGAAGAUGAUGAUGCUGAAUCACGACAGGAAGAAGACAAGGAAGAAGUGAAAUGCUAUUCAAGAAGAAAGAUACUUUCCAACUGGAGCCGCUACGAGGAUACAGAAACAGAGGGACAGAGUGAACGUGGGGAGUCACAGAGAGGAACAGACUUCACAUUAUUACUAUCUUCUCAUGGCGAUUCCUUUACACAGUUCCGAUUUGCUGACGAGAAAGAAUGGGAUAAAGAAAGCAUAUACCAUAAGCAGUUCUCUGCACUUUCUGUUGACUGCCAGUCUUUGGUCCAGGCAGUUCAGGAAUUGCCUCUACAUCUGAGGUUGAAUGUAGCUGCUGAACUUGUGCAGGCAUCAACACCUGUAGAGCUUCCACAGAUGAAAGCUAAAAUUUUUGAAGAUGGCAAGAGGAGAGAGCAGCUGUUGCAACAGUCUCUGGCUCGGAGUGAAACUGUGUUGGUUUCCCAUCCUGUUGGUAUUUCUGUUGCUCCAUCAGAACCUGGAAGUAAAAAUGGUUCUACUGCAAAUACAAGAGAACCAUUUCAGACAGUCCAUCCACUAUCAAAGACAGAGACUGACCAUUUGGAUGAAGAACUGGAACUUCUCCUGAAUCUAGAGGCUCCCAUUAGUACAGAAAACACAUCUGUGACAGGUGGAUUAUCCUACAACAUAUCAACUCAGAAAGAUUUGAAAAUGGAUUGUAAGGAAACCGACCCUUUAAAAGUAGAUACACCUGAAGAGAAGAAUACAGCAUCACAGCAACAGCAAAGUACAUCUAAAGAUGUUACUGAGGAAGAGCUUGAAGAUUGGCUGGACAGCAUGAUUUCCUGAAGCUCAAAUUUUGCUUGUGAAUAUCUGAAUAUAGCAAACAUUAAAGAGAUACUUGAAUCUUUGUUUAUGCCUUUGUUAUUUCCUUUUUUUGUUCUGCUUUGUCCGGUAUGCCAAAUGCUGUGUUUUCUUUGCU